Molecule: messenger RNA, 3418 nt
Organism: Centropristis striata (black sea bass)
Lineage: Eukaryota; Metazoa; Chordata; Actinopteri; Perciformes; Serranidae
Gene: dbf4b
Product: DBF4 zinc finger B
Exons: 12
Coding region: 115-2562 (815 amino acids)
Biological process (GO): positive regulation of nuclear cell cycle DNA replication; regulation of cell cycle phase transition
Cellular component (GO): nucleus; Dbf4-dependent protein kinase complex
Molecular function (GO): zinc ion binding; nucleic acid binding; protein serine/threonine kinase activator activity
Source: RefSeq, a predicted model, not a curated record
AAAGCGGCGGUUGUUCAAUCGAGCACCUUUUGGUCAAUACUUCGCAUUAAUAUCCUUAUCGGAGUUAUCCACCACAGCAACAACACGUGUAAGCUCCAUAACUGCACAGGGAUCAUGCAGCACCAGCAGUAUGCAGAGGAGAGAGGCCUUCUGGGCUCACUGUGUCCUGGGCAGAAGAAGCUGGAGGGGAAGACCUUCUAUCUGGACAGUGUGAAGAAACGCUCAACAGCCCUGCUUCUGGAGGCUGUAUCUCUUUUAGGAGGGAGGGUCGAGAGUUUCCUGCACAAAGAUGUGAGCUUUGUAGUAACUGGAAGCCAAGAGGUCCUGAAGGAGCAGAAGUGUACAGAUUCCAAAUCAGGGGCAAAGAGGACGAGUGAAGAAGCCAAAAGUCCUAUAAUGCAGCGAGAGAGUGUCCUCAGCAGUGACAAACGGCGUCCAGGAACUCCUCGACCAGUGGCUUGUGGCAGCCGAGGGAAAGCCCUGCUCGAAAAGGCCAUUCGGAACAAUGAACGACUGCAAGUGAGCAGUGUUUUGGCCAAUGCCCGAUCAUGGGGAGUGAAGAUCUUAUAUGUGGAUGAUGUCCUUUUAUAUUUGAAACAGUUGUCUCGAGAGAGCAUCAGUGCUAUGCACAAGAGGCCGGAGAGGACUUCUACCAAACAAGGUUCUCAUGUUGUCAAAGCUGCACCUUUGAGGUCUCCAUAUCUUAAAAUUGAAGACUUGAGCAGGAAAUACAAGCCCUUGCAUAUGCAGUCUAUGACCUUCCCCACUCUGUGCUACUCUGGCCGAUUUAGUCCCUUUGAAUCUCCUCCUCCUCGAUUUGAAAAGAAGACAGAGCCAGAAGAGAAUAAAACAAGGGAGAAGAAGAAAGUUAAAAGCAGUGUUCAGGACAAAACUCCAAGCCCACUCAGCUGUGGCCCUUCACCUUGGCGGCCACGCAAAAAGGACCUGUCUUACUGUGAAUGCUGUCAUCAACCCUUCACUAAUCUGGAGGAGCAUUUGCAGUCUGAUCAUCACCGUGCAUUUGUGCUGGAUCUCUCAAACUACAGUAUGGUAGACCAACUUGUGGCUGAAAUGCUACCGGGAUUCAACCCCAAUCCACCUCAGUCAGAGGAAACCGUGAUACGACCACCAACUCCUCUGCCCAUCUGUGAACUGGAGACUCUCACUGAUGCUGAGACGGAGCAUGCUGUCCAGGCCCUGCAGAAACAAGGUUCAUCCUUCAGUAUUCUCAUCUCCAGCCCUACUAAGGGUCCUCUUCCAUCUGGUCCCGCCAGCCCAUCACCAGGAGUUCAGAUUCCCAUCCCAAAUUCACCAGCCACUCCUGUGGACAUCCAGCCUUUCACAGCUAACACAGACUGCCAGCUCCCUGACAGCCAUCCUCACGCUUUAAGUCCAGCCAUGCCUGUUUUGGAUGUUGAACGACAAGCCAACGACUCACCCAGCCGGCAGCUGGAUACUCAAGGUCUCCCCCCCUGUCCAUCCCCUGACCCUUACUCCCUGCCUCCGGUUCUCAGCCCACAAGUCCCUUAUCUCUCACCACACUGCCUGUAUUCAGACCCUCCUGUCCUCAGUCCUCAACAGUAUCCUGUAGAAGAUCCUGUGGAAGAACACACUUGUGAAAUGGACACUGCAGAACGUGUCUCCACCCCUGUUUUUUCCUCUGUGGCUUUGACAAAUGAAGGAGUAAAUGGCUCAAACCAAGAACGUUUUUUCCGAUUCAAGGAGCUCACGUGGUCCACCGGUGGUUUGGAGUGUGCCCCGCUGUUGUCAGGUCUGUUGUCUUGUUCCCUCCCUGGUCUGUCAGCGACUGCACCAAACCCCAAAAAGCGCUCAAGAUUAGCCAGCCCCCAUCACAGCCGGAGCAAAAGGAAGAGGAUUACAGCUGAAUGUGGCUACAGUGGGCAACCUGCCAAACCAGAAAGUGACAUUAUGGCAAAACCUGAGGACUGUUCGUUAUUAGAUAACCUCUCUUGUCAGACAACGCAGUCCUGUCCUAACCAAGAGGUCUCAACAACAGUUUCUACUGUGGAAAUGUUUGGUUCAAAGCAGACUUUUACUACAUUUUGUGUUCCCACUGUACAGAAUUUCACUUGGACAUCAAAUCAAACAAACAUUUUAAGUCAUGGUGGCACUUCUCUUGCUCAUCAGCCAAGGACUUGUGAUCCUCCACUUCAGUGCCCCAAUUAUAAAUCUCACAGUGCACUUUCCAGUCAAGACUCGCAACGGUCACUAUCCCACUCUACCUCAGUGUGCAUCGAGUCAGCCCUCAUCCCAGAUUUGGACGGGCUGUCUCAUUCAUCAUCAGACUCUGACUGGGACUGUGGGCUGCUGUCAGGGCUGGGACAGAACUCUGCUGCUCCACUUUUGUCCGCUGAGCAGAGCUGUGAGCUCAACCAGGAGCUCCUCCACACGCCGUGCACCUGGAUGCACAACACGAGCUACGAGUCACGUCUGCACACUGUCCUUCAGCCUUCGAACCCGGCGACCUCACUGUGUGGGGAUGAAAUGGACCCCUCAGUGUUUUCCAGGACUGUGGUGCAGAUUGUUGAGGUUCAGCACUGAUGCUUAUUUUCUUUUAAAGAACUUGAAGAACCACUACCUGGAGUACUCUGGCAGCUGUGUAUCCUGCACUUAAGCUCAUCAAAAUAAGUCAAUGAAAUAUACACUGAAUAAAUAUUUAAAACUUAGUGCAAACUAAAAUGUUAUUUUUAGCUAUACAGAUGCAGAUUUUUAUUUUUUACUUUUAUUUUUUGUUGCAGUAGAUGUUACUUAGGGGAUGCUGCAUCUUCGCUUGAAUUUGAAGAGCAUCCAUUAUCAUUUUUCCCUCUUAACCCCUAAUCCUCCUCGUGUACAGAACCCUCAGCAAUAUUCUGCAUGUCAUGCUGACUGCAGUCUUUCAGCAGCUAUGUCCGGGAACACAUGGUGGUAUUGAGAAUUUAAUGAGGCUUUUCUGAAGGGGGCAUUACUCAAUUACUGUAAGUGCUGCGCCUGGAUCGGAUCCCACUCGCGCCGGUGUUGAUGAGGCGUUGGUGGAGUGGAGCACUCGCACAACCUGUGAGACAGAAAUCUGUCCGAUUAAUGUUAAAUGGCUUUUUUUGCCUUUUGAAGGUUGGCCAAAGGACUGGCUUUGUCAAGGGGAGGCAGCUGCUUCACAGUAGUGUGCUGCAGCUACAGUGGAGUUUAUCCACUGUAAGGUCACCUACCAUUAAAGAUGCAUCAUUAUAGACAAAACUCAAAAACCUCAUGUCCAAAAAUCACACCAACUGCAUAUAUACAUGGACAUUUAAAGUGCACAUGCAGAAUAUAACCUUUAAAGAGAUGCCACACUGGAUUUAACUAUGUGGAACAUGAGCAGUUCUCUUUAGAAAAUGUGAAUUAUUGUACAGUGUUUUUAAAUAAAUGAUUUUAUCAAUCAACA